Molecule: messenger RNA, 1029 nt
Organism: Triticum dicoccoides
Lineage: Eukaryota; Viridiplantae; Streptophyta; Magnoliopsida; Poales; Poaceae
Exons: 3
Coding region: 1-591 (196 amino acids)
Source: RefSeq, a predicted model, not a curated record
AUGGGGAAGACGGGGCGCAUCCGCCAGGCAGACCAUCCUGCGCUGACCCCACCUCUGUCCCUACAAAUAUCCGACAGCAACUACUCAAGCUUGUCGGCGCUGGACAGGGAGGAGCUACUAGCUCCUCGUCUCCUCCAUGUCGUUAUCCACAAAAAUUCCCCAAAUCACACCGCACCCCGCGUGAAGACCAAGACGACCCGCUGCCGCACCUCGCCGCCGGUGGCUCCCAAAGAGCGCCAUUUCAGCGGAGCGCCCUCGCCCCUCUACUUGCUGCUCGAGCUGCACGGGCGCCUGCUUCCCCGGCGGCGGUUCCGCAACAGCGUGCUGUCGAAGCACAGCGGCAGUCCCUUCCCCCGCUGCUCCCAUGGCGCGGCUUCUUCCUCCAGCCGUUCGGCGGGGGCCCAGGCGGUGCUGGAGGAUGCACGCGGCGUCGGGGACAAGUCUAGAGGGGUCGCGCGAGAGGAGAAGGAUUGGGUCUCGGUGGUUCUUCAGGAGGCGCGUGCAAAGCGGAACGCGCGAGAAUACUGCAGGGGGUCGGCUGGAUCGAUGCUUUGGGAGUUGGAGCCAAGCCGGGGGCACUGGCAAGUCUAAACUCUGCACCUUCGUCAGGUGAUGGAUAGACUGCAAACUCUGAGCACAAUUGGUGAUGGGACGGUGGCCAGUUGGGGAUAGGUUGGGGACGAGCGACGUUGUCCCCGUCGUCGACGAGCAAAUGUGAUGCCUGUGGUAGAAGACUGGAGGUAAGAGGGGGAGGCGGAGGCGCGGUGUGGUAGCCGGUGCGAUGCGGCGGCGCUGUAACGCCUCGUAUGAUAUGGUGGCCGGAUGGAUCCGCGUGAGGUGGUACAGGGGAGUGGAUGCACUUACUUGCAAUUGGCAACAAACAGCCGGAACCGAUAUGUGUCGUGCUUCAGCUAUCAUCGCCCUGCUUCUCCCCGCCGCGAAGCGCCGCCAGCUAGAACCGAGAAGACGAUCAGAUCGAGUCACAUAUGCCCCGGGAAGAAAUAACUAACCUACAGAUAUAGUCUCCCU